Molecule: messenger RNA, 13412 nt
Organism: Opisthocomus hoazin
Lineage: Eukaryota; Metazoa; Chordata; Aves; Opisthocomiformes; Opisthocomidae
Source: RefSeq, a predicted model, not a curated record
AUGUUGGAAGGAUUGGUAGCCUGGGUCCUCAACACCUAUUUGGGCAAAUACGUUAACAACCUGAACACAGACCAGCUUUCAGUUGCUCUUCUAAAGGGUGCUGUUGAAUUGGAAAACUUGCCACUAAAAAAAGAUGCCUUAAAGGAAUUGGAAUUACCAUUUGAAGUAAAGGCAGGUUUCAUUGGCAAAAUAACACUACAGAUACCUUUUUAUCGCCCACAUGUGGAUCCAUGGGUGAUAUCUGUCUCAAAACUGCACUUAAUUGGUGCACCAGACAAAAAAGAAGAUUUUGAUGAGGAAAGGGAGAAGUUGCAAGAAAGAGAACACAAGAAAGCCUUUCUUCUAGCACUUGAAGAAAAAUGGAAAAAAGAGCGACAGCAGAAAGGGGAAUCUUACUGGUACUCAGUUACUGCAUCAGUAGUCACAAGAAUUGUAGAAAACAUUGAAUUAAAAAUUCAGGAUGUCCAUUUGAGGUUUGAAGAUGGCGUCACAAAUCCUUUGCAGCCAUUUGCGUUUGGCAUAUGCAUCAAAAAUGUAUCAAUGCAAAAUGCAGUAUUUGAACCUGUUGAGAAGCUGAUGCGGAAAAAACAGUUGGAUGUUGCCGACUUCAGUGUUUAUUGGGAUACCAACUGCACUUUAUUGGGUGACCUGCCUCCUGGGCAGCUACAGGAAGCAAUGGAUAAAAGUAUGGAAAGUCGUGAUCAUAAUUACAUCAUGGAACCUGUAUGCACUUCUGCUCUUCUUAAGAGAAAUUGUUCCAAGGAGCCUUUAAAAUCACGCCAGACUCCACGGCUUGAGUGUGACAUUCAUCUUGAGACUAUACCCUUGAAACUUUCCCAGAUGCAGUAUCAGCAGAUCAUGGGAUUUUUAAAGGAACUGGCUAGAAAGGAACGACAGCUUAAAUUCAGGAAGUGGAGACCAAAGGUUACGGUAACAGAGAACUGCCGAGAAUGGUGGAUCUUUGCCUUGAAUGCUAAUCUUUCGGAGAUCAGGGAGCAGAGGCAACGUUCUACCUGGGAGUUCGCAUUACAUCGGGCCCAAGAUGCAGUGUCUUACACUGACAUGUAUUACAGCAAGUUGAAGGGGGAACCACUGUCUGCUACAGACCAGGCAGAAAUGCGUCGUAUUGAGGGUGAGCAAACUUAUGAAGAGCUGAAGAUACUAUAUGAGAUAGUUCAUGAUAAAUUUCAUGACCUAGCUGAGAGUGUUAAAGAGCCGUUGCCUGAUUCACCUGGAGGUUCGCCUACAGCAGAAUCUGCACAUGGCAGUAGCACUGGAAUGCUGCAGUAUCUUCAGUCUUGGUUUCCUGGUUGGGGAGGUUGGUAUGGAUAUGCUCAGCAAACAUAUGAAGGUGAACCUUUUGAAGGGCUGCUGCCAGACCCAAAGGAACAGUGGAAUCCAGAAGACAUACUAGGUGCAGAUGAAUUUUUUGAUGCUGCUGCAGAUGCUUCUAGCAUGAAUACCUUUACAAAGAGAGAUCAUGUUUUUGCUAAAUUAAAUCUACAGUUGCAGGGUGGCUCUUUCACUCUGUUGCAUAAGGAGAAGAAGGUGAUGCAUGCUGAGGAGACUGCUUUUAUGCAGCUGGAGUUUUCAGGUGUAAAGAUCUUGGCAGAAUCCCUUCCUCGCAGAAAUUCUUCCCUUCUCAAAGUGCAGCUUGGUGGUCUUUUUCUGAGGGAUUUGGCAACAGAAGGGACCAUAUUUCCUGUUCUUGUUUUCCCAAAUCCUCAAAAAGAGGUUGGCUGCAUGUCUUCCUUUGGACUCCAAAGUUUGUCCUCAGAAAUGACUAAUCAGAACACUGUUGCAGAUCCUGAUGCCCCAGUGUUUGAGAUGCUUUAUGAAAGGAAUCCAAUCCACAGCGAUUUUGAGAGGCGCCUGGAAGUCAGUACCAGACCUCUAAAUAUUAUUUACAAUCCACAAGCCAUUAAGAAAGUAGCUGACUUCUUCUACAAGGGAAGAGUUCAUACCUCAGGUUUCGGAUAUCAGUCUGAGCUAGAGGCAAGAGUGGCCGAAGCUGCCAGAAGACAGUACAACAAGCUGAAAAUGCAGACAAAAGCUGAAAUCAGGCAAACUAUUGAUCGUUUACUAGUGGGAGACUUCAUUGAAAACAGCAAAAGCUGGACCGUGUGCCUUGAUAUUUCUGCCCCUCAGGUGAUCUUUCCUGAUGAUUUCAAGUUUGUGGAUCCAGUGUUAGUUGUUGUGGAUCUGGGAAGAAUAUUACUUACCAAUUCUCAAGAAGAAUCUAAAAGGAGUGCAGAUACUUUUUCUUCAGAAGUCAAUGAAUUGAGUGAUGAGGAAUAUAAAACACCUCUUGCAACUCCUCCCAAUACUCCACCGCCAGAAGCUAACACUAAUAGUGGCAUCAAAAUAUCUGAAUUGGCUGGCGUAGAAAUCAGUGAAGAGCAGCUACAAGCACACUUAAUGAGCAAAAAAAUGUAUGAGAGAUACACACUUUCAUUUAUGGACCUUCAGAUCAUGGUGGGUCGAGUGAAAGACAACUGGAAACAUGUUCAAGAUAGUGGUGUGGGUCCAACUCAUGUGGUAGAAAAAUUCAAUGUUCACCUACAGCUGGAGCGGAGAUUGAUAUACACGUCUGACCCAAAAUACCCAGGAGCUGUCUUGUCUGGCAGUCUGCCAGACUUGAAAAUUCAUAUCAAUGAAGACAAAAUAUUGGCUCUGAAGAACUGUUGUGCGCAGCUUGGCAGUUUGCAUGAUUCUGUAAUGAAUCUAACACAGAGUGUUGUAAUGCUGGAGCAGCAUACGAGGGAAGUUCUUGUUGAAUCUCAGCUGCUCUUGGCUGAAUUCAAAGUAAACUGUAUGCAGUUGGGUGUUGAAAGUAAUGGACGAUAUAUCUCUGUACUCAAGGUUUUUGGCACCAAUGCCCAUUUUGUGAAAAGGCCGUAUGAUGCAGAAGUGUCCCUGACUGUUCAUGGCCUGUUACUGGUUGAUACUAUGCAAACAUACGGAACAGAUUUUGAUCUUUUGAUGGCUUCUCAUAAGAAUCUGAGUUUUGAUGUGCCAACAGGAAGUCUUCGAGACAGCAGGGCUCAGUCCCCUGUUCAUGGACCAUAUGAUGCACGUCCCAUUGAUGUAGCUAGUUUGGCAGAGAGAUGCACUACAGCCUCAAAUACUUCUUCUGGUAACAAUGCAAAAGAUCAAGAGUCCCUGAUAAAAUUAGAGUAUCAGUUUGUGAGUGCAGAAUGUCCAUCGAUGAAUUUGGAUAGCAGUCUGCAAGUGAUCUCUGUACAGGUGAACAACCUGGAUAUCAUCCUUAAUCCAGAGACUAUUGUUGAACUGAUUGGGUUUCUCCAGAAAUCUUUCCCAAAAGAGAAGGAAGUUUCUAGUCCUCAGCCUUUAAUAACUGACUUGGAAAGAGAUUGGAGGGAACAGGAAACCUUCCAGUCUACUUACGUACAGAAUACAGAGGUAGCAGUUGAUAUUCACUGGUUAAAUAUACUCCUCCUGAGGACAGUUGGCAUGACAAAUGGAGAAAAAUAUGGCAGAAAAAUUGCAACAGCCAGUAUUGGUGGCACCAAAGUCAAUGUCUCCAUGUGUAGUAAAUUUGAUGUAAAUGGCUCUCUUGGAUGCCUUCACCUUAUGGACCUAACACAAGAUAGUGUUAAGAACCAGUAUGUUGUCAGCAUUGGGAAUACAGUUAGGUAUGAAAAUCUCAUUGGUGAUGUAGGUCACUUUGAAUCUUUAUUGUUUAGGCUUGAUGACGGAAAUAGCGUUCCAGAUGCUUUAAGCUUCACUUUCACAGAAAAGUCAAAAGAGGAAUGUUCUCUCAACCUCAAAAUGGCCUCCUUACACUACAACCAUUCAGCUAAGUUUUUGAAAGAACUAACUUUGUCAAUGGAUGAAUUGGAAGAGAAUUUCCGCAGCAUGCUGAAAAGUGCAGCUUCAAAAGUUACUACAGUCUUGGCAACUAAAACUGCUGAAUACAGUGAAAUGGUUUCUUUGUUUGAUACAACACCACGAUCAAGAGAUGCUGCCAACUUAGAAGAUAAUGAAGGCUAUGCAUUUGGAUCGCAGUCUCUCAAAACUGAUACUAUUAAGCUUAUAUUAAAUGUAAACAUUGAAUCACCGAUUGUCUCAAUACCUCGAAAGCCUGGUAGCUCUGAACUGCUUGUAGGUCAUCUAGGACAAAUAUCUAUUCAGAAUUUUGUACCAGGAGAAGAUGAAUCUACAAGUGAUAGACUGCAAGUUGAAAUUAAAGAUAUUAAAAUGUAUUCUUUAAACAGCAGUCAAUUUAUGAGCAAGAAGGAGUCUGCAAGUGAAGUAUCUCAUGGGCCGCAUUCUUCUUCAGGUCCUGCCAGUAUUAGUAGCCAGGAAGAAUCCCAUUUUACUCGUCAUGACUUCUUUGAGUCGUUACAUAAAGGCCAUGCUUUCCACAUUCUGAAUAACACCACCAUCCAGUUUGAAUUGGAAAAGAUACCACUAGAGAGAGAUUUGGAUUUAGCUUUUCCUCUCAGUAAUGAAGACUUUGGAAUAUCAAGCAUUAUGAAGAUUGAAGGGAAAUUUGUGAACCCUCUUCAGGUGGUAUUAGCAAAACACGUGUAUGAACAAGUCCUGCAGACUCUGGAUAAUUUAAUUUACAGUGAAGACUUGAACAAAUUUCCAGCCACUUCUGUAUCUUCAACUUGUCAUAGUUCUCCUUCAGCAUCACUGCAUAGUACAGGCACAGAAUUCCCAAGUGAACAGAAGGAAAAUGGCUUAUUCAGCCAUUCUAAUUUUAGUUCUGUUCCAAACAAGUCGUUAGCUAUUAGGGAAACAAAAUCUUUUACUCAGAUUCAAGCAAACUUUCGUGUCUCAGAGCUCCAGGUUCAGUUAAGUGGUGACCUUACACUUGGUGCACAAGGCCUUGUCAGCCUUAAGUUUCAGGAUUUUGAUGUUGAGUUUGCUAAAGAUCAUCCUCAGACUUUGUCUAUUCAGAUUGCCUUGCGUUCUCUGCUAAUGGAAGAUCUUCUGGAAAAAAAUCCAGACUCUAUGUAUAAGAAUCUCAUGGUGUCCCGUGGAGCACCCAAGCCAUCCAGUUUAGCACAGAAGGAGUAUCUUUCACAGUCUUGUCCCUCGGUAUCCAAUGUAGAAUAUCCAGAUAUGCCACGUUCCUUACCUUCCCAUAUGGAAGAAGCACCCAAUGUCUUUCAGCUAUACCAAAGACCAGUUUGUGCCUCCCGUAAGAAGCAGAAAGAUGAUGCUGAUUCGGAGUAUCCUCUGACUCCACCUCCUUCUCCAACAGCAGACAGAUCCAAGUUGCCCUGUGGAAAAAGUAACUUUGAUGAUUCAUUAGUUCAUAUCAAUAUAUUUCUAGUGGAUAGGAAACAUCCUGAAUUUUCUUCUCACUAUAACAAAAUUAACCGUAGUGUAGAUGUUGAUUUUAAUUGUCUAGAUGUCUUAAUAACUUUGCAAACUUGGGUAGUGAUACUGGAUUUCUUUGGGAUUGGAUCCACUGCUGAUAACCAUGCUAUGAAGCUGCAGCCUGAAGAUACUCAGCAGACAAUCAAAUCAGAAAUAAAUACCUUGUCAGCUUCUCAAGCCCAAGAGCCCGUAAACACUAAACUGGAUCUGAAGGUCCAUUCUUUAUCGUUAGUACUGAAUAAGACAACUAGUGAGCUUGCUAAAGCCAGCGUGUCAAAACUUGCAGCUCAUUUGGAAGUGAUUGAGGGAGAUUUAGCCUUGCAAGGAAGUAUUGGAAGUCUGUCCUUAAGUGACCUUACAGCUCAUGGAGAAUUUUACAGGGAACGUUUCACUACAAGGGGUGAAGAGGCGCUCAUUUUCCAAGUCUACAAAUAUGGGAGGCCAGAUCCAUUUCUACAGAGGGAGUGUGAUAUUCGUGUCACUCUACGAAUGGCAUCUGUUCAAUAUGUGCAUACUCAGCGUUUCCAGGCAGAGGUGGUGUCUUUCAUCCAACAUUUUACUCAGCUUCAGGAUGUCUUGGGGAGGCAAAGAGCAGCAAUUGAAGGACAAACAGUAAGAGAUAAAGCACAGCGAGCUUCCCGAGUUCUUCUUGAUAUUGAGGCUGGUGCUCCUGUUCUACUUAUACCUGAAAGCUCGAAGUCUAACAGUCUUAUUGUAGCUAAUCUUGGAAAACUGAAGGUUAAGAACAGAUUUUUGUUUGCGGGUAUGCCGGGUACUUUUUCAUUAAAGAACAAGGAUUCGGUUCAAUUUUCGUCUCCGUUGGGGACCCCAAAACAUAGCAUGAAGAAAACAACAAGUGCUGAUGAAUCAAAAAUAGUGACGGAAGGAUUGUUCAUGAAAAAAUCAUCAGGAACAAACAUUUCUAGGCUGAAGAGUGAGCCUAUGCUGAAUACACUGAGUAAGCAACAAGGGCAACAAUCAAAGCUACCUAUUGUACCAAACCCUGACAGCCCAGAGGAUCACAUCUGCCUGUUAGACUGCAUUGUGGUUGAUCUGCAGGACAUGGACAUAUUUGCUGCCGAAAGGUAUCAGAGAGAGUAUUCAAAGGCUGUGGAAGAUACAAGUGCCGACUUGAGCUUUCCAUCCUACUUCGUGAGGCAGACAGGAGGAAGCCUAUUAACAGAACCUUUCAGAUUGAAGUUACAAGUGGAGAGAAACUUAGACAAAGAGCUAAGUCAUGCAGUUGCAGACAUAUCAAUACAUGGCAAUCUGUCAUCAGUCCAUUGCUCUCUGGAUUUGAAGAAGUAUAAACUGAUACGUGGACUGCUGGAGAACAACCUUGGGGAGCCCAUAGAAGAGUUCAUGCGGCCUUAUGAUUUGCAGGAUCCAAGAAUUCAUACAGUUCUGAGUGGAGAAGUGUAUACUUCCAUGUCAUUCCUCAUUGACAUGGUUAAUGUGAGUCUGGAACUGAUGGAUCCAAAAGGAAAAGAUGCAUGCAGCUCUUUAGCCAGGUUUGAUUUUAAGAAAUCCAAGUUGCUUUUUGAAAGCUCUUCAAAUGGAACAAAGUCUGUAAAUUUGGUUUCUCAUUCCAUGAUGGCAUUUGACACACGUUAUGCUGGACAGAAGUCUGCUGCAGGCAUGCCAAAUGUGUUCAGUUGUAUCUUUCAGUCAUCAAAGAAUACUAGUAGUCCGGGAGCAAUCCAGAUUGAAUUGCACUUCAGGUCUACUAAGGAUUCCUCCAGUUUCACAGUUGUUCUGAACAAUCUUCGUGUAUUUCUGAUAUUUGACUGGUUGUUACUUGUUCAUGACUUUUUAUAUACUCCUGGAGAUAACAAAAAGCGGGAAAAUCACCUUUCUGCCCGGCAACGGACUUACAGCAGUGACCCAGCUGUAGUUCCAAAAACAGUGAAAAGUGGAGUAGUUACAAAACGUUCAUCACUACGUGUGUCUGCAGAAAAACAACUGGAAGUUAAGGUUAAUGUGACAGGAACUGAAUUUGUGGUCGUUGAAGAUAUGUCUUGUUUCGAUACCAAUGCAAUUAUUCUGAAGGGGACUACUGUUCUCACUUACAAACCCAAGUUGUUAGAUCGUCCUUUCUCUGGUAGUUUGUUUGGCAUUGAGGUUUUCUCAUGCCGAUUGGGAAAUGAGCAAGAGACCGCACUGUCAAUUAUUGAUCCAGUACAAAUUCAGAUGGAACUUGUUGGGAAUGCUUCCUACUCAAUUGGCUCAGGACUGUUGGAUGCUUUUAAUAGUGAGGAUUUUCCGCCUAUUUUAGAGAUUCAGUUGCAAGCCCUGGAUAUCAGGCUGUCCUACAAUGAUGUUCAACUGUUCUUGGCAAUUGCAAAGUCAAUUCCUCAACAGACUAGUGCAGCUAUGCCUGACACAGCUGUAUCGAUUGCUGAAAAUCCUGCUCACCCUUCCAGUUCAGCACUGGUGAAUGAGACUUCCUCCUUGACACAUGAAAACAAAGAGAUACCCAAACGUGUGUUGGAUCCUGUUCUUGAGGUACAGCUGGCUCGCCUCCAAGAGUUGGGAUUCAGUAUGGAAGAUUGUCGUAAAGCUCUUUUGAUCUGCAAAGGUGACUUGAAAAAGGCAGCAAGUUGGUUAUUUAAGAAUGCUGAACCUUUGAAAUCAGUUUCUGUGACCUCUUCUGGUCAAGAUGGCCAGGGGAUUGUGCCUUUUCAGUUCAUCUCUGGAGUGGAAAUAAAAGCAGAAAGUAUAUGCAUUUGCUUUAUUGAUGACUGCAUGGACUGUGACGUUCCUCUUGCCGAGUUAACCUUUUCACGUUUGAAUUUUCUCCAACAUUUGAGAGCCAACCCUGAAGGCUACGCUCAUUUUACACUGUCUGGAGAUUAUUACAAUCGUGAGCUUUCAGGCUGGGAGCCAUUUAUUGAGCCAUGGCCGUGUGCAGUUUCUUGGCAGCAGCAAGCUUCGAGCCGCCUCCACCCUUCCCGUCUGAAGCUGGAAAUAAAGGCUAAGCACCGUUUGGAUAUAAACAUUACCUCUGUCUUCAUUGAACAAUACACAUGUACCAAACAGUCAUGGAUGGAAGAUUACUGUAAACAGGACGAAGAAGUGAAUGUAAUCAGUUUGGAAGACUGGAUGGGUUCUUCGGUGGAUCCACCAUGUUUUGGGCAGAGCCUUCCUCUUGUCUACCUUAGAACUAGGAGUACAGCCAGUUUGACUAACCUAGAGCAUCAAGUCUAUGCUAGAGCUGAAAUGAAGACUCCAAAACGCAGGCAGCCAUUUGUCCCAUUUGCUCUGAGAAAUCAUACUGGAUGCGCUCUGUGGUUUGCCACCCUAACUACAACGCCCACCCGGGCUGCACUGUCUCACAGUGGGAGUCCAGGUGUUGUUCCUGAGGAGAACAGGACAUUGCUGGAUGAUGCCCAUAAUGUCAGUGAAUGGCAAGAAGUUAUCACCGGGGAAGAGGUUCCAUUUGAAUUUGAAGCCAGAGGGAAACUCAGACACAGGCACACACAUGAUCUAAGAAUUCAUCAGCUGCAAGUGAGAGUAAAUGGCUGGGAAGAAGUCAGUCCAGUAUCUGUAGACAAAGUUGGAACAUUUUUCCGAUAUGCUGCACCAGAUAAGAACUCAUCCUCUUCUACUCUUGGAAGCCCAAUAAGUAGAACAAAUAUAAUACAUCCACAAGUCUACUUUUCUUCAUUGCCUCCAGUUCGUGUGGUCUUUGAAGUUACCAUGGAAGGUAGUGCUCGGAAGGUGAUAACAGUACGCUCAGCCUUGAUGGUGAAGAACAAGCUGGAAACGCCAAUGGAACUAAGACUAGAUAGUCCUUCUGCUCCUGACAAACCUGUAGUCCUUCCAGCAGUUAUGCCAGGAGAUUCCUUUGCUGUUCCAUUACAUCUGACAUCUUGGCGUUUGCAAGCCAGGCCAAAAGGAAUGGGAGUCUUUUUCUGUAAGGCUCCAAUUCACUGGACUGAUGUUCAGAAGACAGCAGAAGUUUGCAGUAGCAAGCGAGAGUGUCAUUCAAUGGAGUCUGAAAAUACCCGUUUUUUCAGGUUCUGUGUGGCUAUAAAGAAAGAAAAUUACCCGGAUUACAUGCCCUCCAACAUAUUUUCUGACAGUGCUAAACAGAUUUUCAGACAGCCUGGGCAUACUAUUUACCUCUUGCCAACGGUGGUAAUCUGUAACUUGCUGCCUUGUGAACUUGAGUUCUAUGUUAAAGGAAUGCAAAUUAAUGGGACGUUAAAACCUGGCAAAGAGGCAGCAUUGCACACAGCCGAUACAUCUCAGAACAUUGAGCUUGGGGUAUUGCUAGAAAACUUCCCGAUCUGCAAAGAGCUGUUGAUUCCUCCUGGGACACAAAACUACAUGGUGCGGAUGCGAUUGUAUGAUGUCAACAAACGACUGCUAAAUUUGACCAUAAGGAUUGUAUGUCGUGCUGAAGGUUCUCUAAAAAUACUGAUUUCAGCACCAUAUUGGUUAAUCAACAAGACAGGAUUGCCACUUAUCUUCAGGCAAGAUAAUGCAAAAACCGAUGCUGCAGGUCAGUUUGAAGAGCACGAGCUUGCUAGGAGCCUCAGCCCACUUCUGUUCUGUUACGCUGACAAAGAACAGCCAAACUUUUGUACAAUGCGGGUUGGCAAAGGGAUCCAUCCUGAAGGUAUGCCUGGCUGGUGCCAGGGUUUCUCCCUGGACGGUGGUAGUGGUGUCAGAGCCCUUAAAGUGAUCCAGCAUGGGAACCGGCCAGGCCUCAUUUACAACAUCGGUAUUGAUGUUAAAAAAGGUAGAGGCCGUUAUAUUGAUACAUGCAUGGUAACAUUUGCACCCCGUUACCUGUUAGAUAAUAAAUCAACCUACAAGCUUGCCUUUGUUCAGCGGGAGUUCGCCAGAGGUCGGGAUAUGUUUCUACCGAUUUCUGUUGCUAGGGAACAUCCAAUCAGACUAAUGGAUGUCCCGAACUGCAUUUGGUCUGGGGGCUUUGAAGUCAACAAAAAUAACUCGUUCCAUAUUAAUAUGAGGGACACCCUGGGAAAAUGUUACUUCUUAAGAGUAGAAAUUACUCUGCAGGGAGCUACAUACCACAUUGCGUUCAGUGACACAGAUCAGUUACCACCACCUUUCCGCAUAGACAAUUUCUCCAAGGUCCCAGUCGUUUUUAAUCAGCAUGGUGUUGUCGAGCCCAGACUAUACACUGAAGUGAAGCCCAUGACCUCUCUGGAUUAUGCAUGGGAUGAACCUGUUCUACCACCUUUUAUAAUGGUGACAGUUAAAGGGGCAGGCUCCUCGGAAAUCAUCUGUAGCAUGAAUGACUUGCAAGAUAGCAAGCAGCUUUACUAUGAAAACUUCAUUUAUAUUGCUGCUGCCUAUACUUUCUCAGGUUUACAGGAGCCAAGUGUAAGACCAGUUGCUUCGAAUAAAGAUGCUGCAUAUGCAGAGCUUGUCCUUGAUGUUUCUCCAAAGACUCAACGAGUUGUUCUGAAAAAGAAGGAGCCAGGAAAACGAUCCCAGCUUUGGAGAAUGAUGGGCACAGGAAUGCUUUGCCAUGAAGGCUCUUCCGUUCCUCAUAACCCCCAUAAACCUUCUCCUCGGUCUGUGGACUCGUGUAUGAUUUUGGAUAUUGCAGGUCUGGCAGCUGUCACAGAUAACAGGUACGAGCCCCUGAUGUUGAGAAAGCCUGAUCGGCGGCGCAGUACUACCCAGACGUGGAGUUUUCGUGAUGGGAAGCUGACCUGUGGUAUUCAUGGACUUGUUGUCCAGGCAAAGGGAGGAAUACGAGGUCUUCAUGAUGGAGCAGAAGUUGUUCUUGGUCCUGAUACUUCGCUUGAACUUUUGGGGCCAGUUCCACCUGAACAGCAGUUCAUAAACCAGAAGAUGAGGCCUGGGUCAGGAGUACUAGCUGUGAGAGUCAUCCCGGAUGGGCCGACUAGGGUUCUACAGAUAACAGAUUUUAACCAACGUAGAAAUGAUCGUUUAUCCAGUGAAGGAGGUGAACUUCCAGUUACGGAACAAGAUCUGCGGAAGUUAAAAAAUCCACACACAAAGCAGGAGUUAGAAGUGCUUGUGAAACUGGAAGGUGGAAUAGGGUUGUCUUUGGUCAACAAAGUUCCUGAAGAGCUAGUAUUUGCAAGCCUCACAAGAAUUAAUGUCCACUACACACAACUGUCGACAAGUCAGGUGCUGGAGCUCAGUGUGCAAGACAUACAGGUGGACAACCAGCUUAUUGGCACCACACAGCCUUUUAUGCUCUUUCUGACACCGAGAAUGAGUGAAAAUGAACCCGUGGAGACUGGUCCUGCUGUGCAAGUAAAUGCAAUGAAAUUUCCCAGUAAAAAUGCACUGACUGAUAUAUACAAGCAUCUGAUGAUCACUGCUCGCAAGUUCACAGUUCAAAUUGAGGAAAAACUGCUUCUGAAGCUGUUGAGUUUCUUUGGCUAUGAUCAGUCUGAACCAGAAGUUGAAAACUAUGAUGAAAACCUCCAUGACAAGGUUAUUGAACAAGGUGGAGCACAAAAGCGAUACUACUUUGAAAAUCUGAAAAUUAGUGUGCCUCAAAUAAAGUUGAGUGUCUUCACUUCCAACAAGCUGCCUUUGGAUCUCAAGGCGUUGAAAAGCACCCUGGGAUUUCCUCUAGUCCGAUUUGAAGAUGCUGUGAUUAAUCUGGAUCCUUUCACUAGGGUCCAUCCAUAUGAAACUCAGGAGUUUAUCAUUAAUGACAUUCUGAAACACUUUCAACAGGAGCUGCUUAGCCAGGCAGCAAGGAUUCUUGGUUCUGUGGAUUUCCUUGGCAGCCCUAUGGGUCUGUUGAAUGAUGUUUCAGAAGGUGUUACUGGACUUAUAAAGUACGGCAAUGUUGGUGGUCUCAUAAGAAAUGUCACACAUGGAGUAUCAAACUCUGCUGCAAAGUUCGCCGGGACUUUGUCAGAUGGUUUGGGAAAGACAAUGGACAACAGACAUCAAACCGAACGCGAAUACAUCCGAUACCAUGCUGCGACUAGUGGAGAACAUCUUGUAGCUGGAAUCCAUGGGCUUGCACAUGGUAUCAUUGGCGGAUUGACAAGUGUAAUAACUUCAACAGUUGAAGGUGUGAAAACUGAAGGCGGUGUCAGUGGUUUCAUAUCGGGCCUUGGGAAAGGGCUGGUUGGCACAGUAACCAAACCUGUGGCUGGAGCUCUGGAUUUCGCAUCGGAAACUGCACAGGCUGUGAGGGACACUGCAACGCUAAGUGGCCCCAGGACACAAGCGGAGAGAGUGAGAAAGCCACGCUGCUGUAGAGGACCUCAAGGGCUCUUGCCCCGCUACUUAGAAAGUCAAGCAGAAGGCCAAGAACAGCUGUUCAAACUGACUGACAACAUCCAAGAUGAGUUCUUCAUUGCAGUGGAGAACAUAGACAGCUAUUGUGUUCUCAUUUCGUCUAAAGCUGUUUAUUUCCUGAAGAGUGGUGACUACACAGACCGCGAGGCCAUCUUCCUAGAAGUCAAGUAUGAUGAUCUCUACCACUGCCUUGUUUCAAAAGACCAUGGGAACGUGUAUAUACAGUUGACGAAGAAAGCUGUUAAUACAAGCAGUGGUGUAGCAAUGCCAGGCCCAUCACAACAAAAACCAAUGGUGAAAGUGAAAUCUGAAGUUCUUGCAGUAAAGCUGUCUCAAGAAAUAAACUAUGCAAAGAGCCUUUAUUAUGAACAACAGCUUAUGUUAAGACUCAGUGAAAAUCAAGAACAAUUAGAGCUGGACUCUUGAAACCUCUUCCUUACUGCCAGAGUGAAGUGCAAGUAUCAGUCUGGAGCUGAUGGUAUUCUGUAACUAGAGAAAGUACUGCACGGGAAAGAAGUAUGAUUUUAGGAUUUAGCUAAAUGGAAUCAUUGUGCAUAAGAAAACAAGUGAGGUGGGCUCUUUUUUUUUUUUGAGCAUUAGUUGUACAACAAAGAUACAGCUGAAAUGCAUUUAGUUCUGGGAGAAGCCCUGUAUUUUGCUAACAUGUAUAUAUGUAAAAGUGUUUCAUGUAAAUAAGAAAGUACAGACCAGGGUGUUUGGUAUAAAUAGAAGUCUGUUUACUGUGUAAAGAAAUUAAAGGAGCUAUACUGAGUCUUACUGCA